CGGCUUCCGGCGGCGAUGGCGGCGGCGGCGGCGGCCCCGGGCCCGGGCCCGGCCGAGGCUCCCGCGGCCGCUCCGGAGCUCAAGAGCCGCUUCCGCACCCGCGAGGGCUCCUACCGCCUGCUGGGCCCCGCCACCGCUGCCGCCGCCGCCGCCUCCGCCGCCUCCUCCGCCGGGCCCGCCCCGGCCGGGCCCGCCCCGCCGGGCCCCGGGGCGCUGCCGCCGGUUCGGCUCUCGAUGGUGCGGCUGGCGCGGAGCCGGAGCCCCCCCGGAGGCGCCGCCGAACGCAGCCGCGUCUGCUGCAACCUCGGCCGGGAGCUGCAUUUCUACGGAGGGGCCGGAGCCGGGGGACGCGGCAGCCGCAGGGCCCUGGACCUGCAGCGGCCCAUCGACAAGCGCGUCUACAAGGGCACGCAGCCCACGUGCCACGACUUCAACCAGUUCACGGCGGGCGCCGAGACGCUGGCGCUGCUCGUGGGCUUCUCGGCCGGCCAGGUGCAGUACCUGGACCUGGCCAAGAAGGACAGCGCCGGCCGGCUCUUCAACGAGGAGCGCCUGAUCGACAAAUCCAAGGUCACCUUGGUCAAGUGGCUACCGGACACGGAGCGCCUGUUCCUGGCGUCGCACGCCAGCGGCCACCUGUACCUGUACGACUCGGAGCAGCCGUGCGGGGCCACCAGCCCGCAGUACACGCUGCUGACGCAGGGCGAGGGCUUCAGGGUGUUCUCCUGCAAGAGCAAGACGCCGCGGAACCCCCUCCUCAAGUGGGCCGUGGGCUCGGGGCCGCUGAACGAGUUCGCCUUCUCGCCCGACGGGCGCUCGCUGGCCUGCGUUAGCCAGGACGGCGUGCUCAGGGUCUUCCACUUCUCGUCCAUGCUGCUGCAGGGGAUGAUGAGGAGCUACUUCGGGGGGCUGCUCUGCGUCUGCUGGAGCCCCGACGGCCGCUACGUGGUCACCGGUGGCGAGGACGACCUGGUCACCGUGUGGUCGUUCGCCGAGGGCCGCGUGGUAGCCCGCGGCCACGGCCAUAAGUCGUGGGUCAACGCUGUGGCUUUUGACCCUUUCACCACCACGCCGCCGCCGCCUGACCACGCUGGGGAUGACCACGGCGAUGCCCCCGAGGAUGCCCCGGCCCCUCCGAGCGUCACCUACCGCUUCGGCUCGGCCGGCCAGGACACGCAGUUCUGCCUGUGGGACCUCACCGAGGACGUGCUGGACCCUCGGCCACCUCCUCCUCCUCCUCCUCCUCCUCCUCGCCGAGUGACCACUGAGCCCGCUUCCAUGCCGGGCUUGCCACGCUCCUUAUCCCGCUCCAACAGCCUCCCGCAGCCCGGCGGGGGUCCCCAGAUGUCCCCCCGCGUCCCCCCGGCGCUGAGCGCGGGGCGAUUCGCCACGCUCACCCUGCGGGACCCCCCCGAGAAGGAGCACAAACGUUACCACAGCUUGGGCAACAUCAGCCGCGGCGGGGGUGGCUCGGAGAAGCCCCCCGGGGGUGGCCCGGGAGGGUCGAGGGGGUCUCUGGACAUGGGCAAGGUGUUGGGGACGGCGCUGUGCCCGCGGCUGCACGAGGUGCCGCUGCUCGAGCCGCUGGUGUGCAAGAAAAUCGCCCAGGAGAGGCUGACGGUGCUGCUGUUCCUGGAGGAUUGUAUCGUGACAGGCUGCCAGGAGGGGCUCAUCUGCACCUGGGCGCGGCCCGGGGUCUCCGGCCUGUCCUCGCAGAACGGCGGCUCCCCGAGUGGCACCGUGGUGUAGCUGUCACCUGUGUCACCUCCCGUGCCACCCGUGCCACCCACCAGGACGCGUGUCACCCGCCGGGGUCACCCCUCCGCCCCCGUGUCACCCGCACGUCCCCGCGGUGUCACCCCCGUACUACUGAGCCUCCCCCUCCCCUCCCCCCUCCCCGGCGCUGUCGCCGCGGUGUCACCGCUGUCCCCUGACCCCGGGGUGGCACCGCUGUCCCCUGACCCCAGGGUGGCACCGCUGUCCCCUGACCCCGGGGUGGCACCGCCGUGGCCGGGGACCACCCCACCCCCACCCCACCCCCGUGCCUUGGUCACUUUAUUGUCCCCGCGGGGCCACCGCUGUCCCCGGCCCUUAUUUAUACUGAAGAGACUCUUUUGGCACC
Molecule: messenger RNA, 2122 nt
Organism: Corvus hawaiiensis (hawaiian crow)
Lineage: Eukaryota; Metazoa; Chordata; Aves; Passeriformes; Corvidae
Gene: DMWD
Product: DM1 locus, WD repeat containing
Exons: 4
Coding region: 16-1749 (577 amino acids)
Molecular function (GO): protein binding
Source: RefSeq, a predicted model, not a curated record